This is a messenger RNA of Aricia agestis (brown argus), 2160 nucleotides long. RefSeq names its product nibrin (gene nbs). NCBI's taxonomy places the organism in Eukaryota, Metazoa, Arthropoda, Insecta, Lepidoptera, Lycaenidae. The coding region runs from base 191 to 2047 and encodes 618 amino acids. Gene Ontology annotation, biological process: mitotic G2 DNA damage checkpoint signaling; double-strand break repair via homologous recombination. The transcript has a single exon. Gene Ontology annotation, cellular component: Mre11 complex. Gene Ontology annotation, molecular function: damaged DNA binding; protein binding. The record is from RefSeq and is a predicted model, not a curated record.
UUUGGGCACUUUGCGAUAAAUGUCAAUGUAUAAAUCGUGUUUGCGAAUAUUUUUCUACAGUAAAUAUUGAUAAAAUUAGUACAUUUUACCGUGUUAAAUAAAUGAAAGAAAUUAUAAACUCAAAGGACAACUUUAUUAGUGCAUGAGGACUUCAUACUUUCGUGUACUAUCAUUUCUAGUGUGAUCGAAGAUGUGGUAUUUAACUGCUACAAACGAUAAAAGGACGAUUUAUGUUCUUUCUGGGACCAACAUAACGAUUGGGAGAAGCGUUGAUCCUCAGUUUUGUAACUUUGCCCUACCCGACGAUCCUUCAAUUAGCAGAAAACAUGCAACAUUGUUUGUCUCGGAUUCAGAGUUGUUCGUUCAGGAUUUGGGAUCCAAAUACGGGACAUUUCUCAAUGAAAGUGCAGAAAAGUUAGAACAUAACGUUAAGACUAAGCUAAAUCAAGAUGAUACUAUUAAGUUUGGUAAAAUGAACAGUGUUUGGAAAGCCAACAAAAUUGACUUCAUUACAUGCACAUCUACACUCAAAGGAGAUCAUUUACAAAUUUUAAAGAGCAUUCUGAAUAAUGUCGGGGGACAAUUCAAGAGUGACUGGGAUGAAACAUGCACUUUCCUUACUAUGCCAUCUAUUACUUUGACCAUCAAAGUUGUUUUGGCGCUAGUACAGGGUGCACAUAUUGUUAAUAUUGAGUUUUGGAAUUCAUGCAUUAAUGCCAUAAGAAGUAACUCGACUAUGCCAGAUCCACAAAACUUUGUGCCCCAAAUAUUAGAGUCAACAUUGAACAAAGAAAAUGUGUCUUUCUUACCACUGAAAGAUAGAAAAAUUUUGUUUGCUGGCAAGCAAAUUGUUUUCUUUUCUCGCCGUCAGUUUGAAAUGUAUAAGAUGCCUAUACAAAACAGUUGCGGAACACCCCUACUGCUGAGUGAAACUAAAAUGACUAAGGCAAUGUUGUGUGAAGAUGAUGUCAUUGUGAUUCAAUGCAACCUGACUUCAGCAGGUGCCGAAACUCAGUCACAGAAAGAUCUAAUCAAUGAGAUUGCAGAGUACCUUAAAUCAAAGGGUAAAAGGAUGAUAGCAGAUGCUGAAAUCGGUUUAGCAAUAUUGUAUUGCUCCCUGACAAAAUAUUGUAACCCCAACUUUAGUUACUCAACGGAAGUCAUUAAAAAUGUUCCUGCCGCAAACAAACAGACCAAUGUCCUAGCUCAAGAAACUCAGGAACAGUCUCAAAAUAUUAAAAAGGAAAAUAUCAUCAUUGAUGAAAGUUUGACACAACAAAAUAUUGAUACUUCUCUAACAAGUCACAAAAGGAAAUUGAGUGACGAUUCUGAGAAUUCCAGCAGUUCAAGUGCUCUAAAGAAGUUUGCAUUAGACGAUACCAGCUCAUCUGUGUCAAAUAAAAGACCAAAUGAAGAUAUUGAUGAAGUGGUCCCAUCCAAGAAAAUGAAUUUAAAUGAUAACAAUGAUGACAUGUUCAACUUUUUAGCUGCUCCUGAAACUGAAACAAGCAAUGGUAGUGGAGAUACAAAUAAAAUGCUCAACCUGUUUAAGCCUUCUAAGAGGAAGCUAGAUGAUAGAGACAAUGAAGACAACCUGUUUGACUUUGUUGAGAACCAAGCAACUUCUGCAGCAAAUUCCAAGGUGGAGAAGAAAAUUAAAAUGGAGAAUGGUGUAGAUGAUAAUUCUAACCGCACAAGUGUUAUCGAUGAGAAGAUUGAUGUAGAAGCUCUGAGAGGAAGCAAGCUCCAAGAGUUAAUGCAGCUUAAUGAAAAUGUGCAGAAUACUGUCAAAGUUAAAAAAGAGGAAACUGAACUAGAUGAGAAAUUCAAAGAUUUUAAUUUAGGGUCAACUACACUUGUUGUCAACAAAGGUUUGAUAAUCAAGAGGGAGCCCUUAUCUGUAACAGUACCUAACCCUGGUGCAAGAAACUUUAAAAAGUUCAAGAAGGUAUGGCCCGUCAAGAUGCAAAUAACAAUAUUGACAAAUUCAUCUAACAAUGGUGAAUCUGUUGAAGCAACACAUGAAACAGCUUCCAUGAUGGCAUAGUAUGCUAAAUUGAACUUUAUAACAUUUAUAUAAAAACAAAAUGAAACAUGUUGAUUAUAGGAAUAAGAUUUUUAUUCAAUAAUGUUUAAUGAAUAUAAAACAUUUUAAUUUCA